Molecule: messenger RNA, 1765 nt
Organism: Cuscuta europaea
Lineage: Eukaryota; Viridiplantae; Streptophyta; Magnoliopsida; Solanales; Convolvulaceae
Source: the annotation of a GenBank genome assembly
UUAUUUUCGAGGGGGUCUAUAAGUUAUGAUUUAUUGGUUAAAAGUUUGUAUUUUUAGCUUAUAAGUUAGACUUCGCAGUUCUCAGGGGGUGUUUGGAACCGAUUCUGAUUCUGCUUCUUUUUUAAAGAAAAAGCAGAAUCAGAAUCAGUUUUCAGAAGCUGGUCACCCCCAGCCUCUAAAAAAACUGAUUCUAGGAGUAAAUUAGAGCACCCGAAUCACUUCUGCACUUUUACCUAAACACUCCAACUUCUGCUUCUGCUCCUUCAGCCUAAGAGCAUUUCUAACCUGAUCCGCUCCCUAUACAUAUAAUUAUAUAUAUAUAUAUAUGGAGGUUCAAAUACAAAGUGCAUCUUAUAUGAAAAGUGAGAAGUGAUCUUAUAUGAAAAGUGAAAAGUGAGAAAAUGAAUGGAUCAAAUCAAUUUUAAAGUGGAAAAUUCGGUGCCAAUAGUGUAAAUAUUAGAAAAUUCGGUAUGAAAGUGUAAAUGAUAAAUAGAAAGUAGUUUGGCUGCUGACUUGAAAGCGAGAGAUUUGGAAAUAUUCAGAUUGCUAAUAAGCAAUUGCGUUCUUGAUAGUUUUCCCGAUGAAAUUGAUCAUCUUAAAUGUGAGAUUUCUGUUGCGGAUCAGAUUGAUCGUGGGCUAUAUUCUUACAAACGAACCAAAUUUUGGGAGGAUGUCUCUCCUCAUCUUAAAAGGAUGCAAGAUGUUGAAAGAGACAUGAUCAAGAAAUCUGUUGAAGAAAUUAAGUGCAUAAAAGAGCAAAUUGAGUGCAUAAAGUUGUUGCCCAUAAAAGAAGUGCACCGUGAAGUUGAAGAAGUGGUGGCUAAAUUUUUCCCCAUCAUUGAGGGCAAGGACAAAGAGUGUGAGGACAUGGAUAGCAUUCUCGGAAAUCUAAUAAGUGAUAUCCAAGAUACAUGUCUUCAUAUGAUAAGAAUUCGGAAAAAGUUCAGGCAAAAAUGUCCUACGCUAACAUUGAAAAGGAAACUUAAAAUGCACAAUUUGACUGGGUUAAAGAGAACUCUGGAUUCAUUGGAGGGGCUGGCCUGUUCAUUCAAUGAUAGAUGGAAGCACUACGCCCCCUUAUUUACUCCUUUUUAUGCAAUUGGAGUGAAAAAGGCAACUAAUCGAUGAAGGGGAGAUUAGAUCAGCAUUUCUUGUUCAUGUCAAUUCUCUCAGUAUUGGGAUCUGGAGUUGGCAUCGUAUCCAGUAUGGCCCUUCAACGUUUUAUGAUGUUCCAUAAACUCCUGUUAUCUUCUCAGUGUACGGAAAUUCGUUUUGAUGAGUUAUGAGGAUCCAGGAGAAAGCUAAUCGCCAUCACUGAGUCUGAUUCCACUUCAAAAUCGCUAUAUCCAGCUCCGGUCGCCCAACUUAUAGCUCGGCAGAUGGUUUUUAACUCCGCUUCAAGUGUUGAGGAAGCCUCCACGUUAAAGCUAACUGCACGAAGAAGAUGACCCGUUUGAUUUCUCAAAAUUGCUCCCCCCCGCCGCUGAGCCGGAUAAGUAUCUAACAUCCGUGUUUAGCUUCAUCAAACCUUUCGGUUUAUUCCAUUUUAGAAUCUGUAGAUUAUAGUUUUUGCAGUUGAAAUCCUUUCGAAUUAGAUGCUCUUCGUACAAAAUUUUGUCAACAGAGUGAAUUUGUUGACUUGUUGGACCUAUUGGUAAUAGUAAAGUAGUUAUUUUGUAUCUUUGUUUAAUUUGUUAUUGUAUUUAGAAAAGUGUUAGCUACUCUUGAUUGUACUGAUGUUAUUACUGUAUCUGCACUUCAAAAG